This is a messenger RNA of Nothoprocta perdicaria, 2154 nucleotides long. RefSeq names its product glycoprotein Ib platelet subunit alpha (gene GP1BA). Gene Ontology annotation, molecular function: protein binding. Lineage: Eukaryota; Metazoa; Chordata; Aves; Tinamiformes; Tinamidae. The record is from RefSeq and is a predicted model, not a curated record. The transcript has a single exon.
AUGAAGCUCCCUGCCCUGGYCCAUCUUGUCCUAUUGGCCCUGCUGUCCUCAGCUGGAGCUCAGCCCUGCCCUUCAGAGAUGAACAGUGUCAAGGACCUCCUUGAAGUCAACUGCACAGGGCAAGGUCUCAGCACAGUGCCCUCUGCCUUGCCCAAGGACACAGGCAUCCUUCUGCUCAGCUCCAACCGCCUGGUGUCUGUCUCCACCACYGCCUUCCUGCCCUUCUCUGUGCUGSAGGACCUCGAUUUGUCCAACAACGGGCUGGUGGCUCUGCACACUGAGUCCCUGCUGCCAUCCCUGAAAGAGCUGAUCCUGUCUCGCAAUACCCUGGAGACCUUGCCCACCUUGAAGGCUCUGCCUGCCCUCACCCAUCUGGCCCUGGCUCACAACCGUGUGGGUAUGCUGGCUCCAGGGGCUUUCCAUGCCACACCACAGCUGCAGUACCUGGACCUGCGAGGCAAUUUGCUGAAGACUCUUCCCCCGGAGGCCUUURCAGGGUUGGGGGCCCUCAAGGAGUUGGACCUCUCUGACAAUGCCCUGAAGGAGCUGCCCCAGGAACUACUGCAGGAUCUGAGGAACCUGGAGACCCUGUGGCUCUCAGGCAACCUCCUCCAGACUCUGCCCCCAAACUUCUUCCCUGAGGGUCACUUUUUUUCAUAUGUUUUUCUGACUGAGAAUCCUUGGCACUGUGACUGCAACCUGCUCUAUCUGCGGGCCUGGAUCCGGCAGAAUGACAACAGUGUCUACCAGUCUGAGCGCGGUCUGGAGAAGACAAAGGUUGAGGUGGCCCCAGAGAGUGUGCUGUGCCACAGCCCUGACAAACAUCAGCACAAGCCAGUCAUGUACUUCAAGCCUGACUGUGGCAGUGUAGGAGAUGCCAAUGAGGAAGAAGAGGAUGAAUAUGGCUAUGGGGAAGUAACUGAUGAGAAAACUCCCAAGACACCCUCCUUCCGCCUGCGUUCAACCACCCUUGAAGAUCAGUUGAUCCCCACCUUUGCUAUCACCCAGCCUCCCUUCAUCACCACGAGGGCUCCCCUCACCAGCUCUGCUGGCUCCAUCCUUACUCCAAGCACUUGGAUUGCAACCCCCACAGCUUUGCCAACCACUCCAGUGGCUGAGACUACAUUCGCCCUCACCAGCAUUCAGCUUGCCAGUACUGCCACUUCCCCCAGGACCACCAGGAGCUCCACGACAUUCCUCUCGACCCCUUCACUGGCCAUCCUGACAAGCUCCAGACCUCCAGGAACCACCAUCCUUGCUCCAUCUGCUCUCACCACUGAUGCUGCCAGCACUCGUAUCCCUUYGUCCACUGGCAUGUUCAGCACCACUUCCACUGUGGCACCUUCCACUGCCACGUCGAAGGCCUUUGCCACUUUCAGAUCUUCAUCUUCUCCACUAACUCCGCCAGUGAUCUCCAGCACCACAGCAGUGCUUUCCACCCACCUGGGCACCACACGCCUCCAGCAKCCUGUCCCGCUCUGCCCCUGUUCCAUGCCAGCACCAGCCGUACCCGUGCUGCGCCCACAGGCUCUUGUUGAGGGCCCACAGUGGGGCCAGUGGGUUCUGAGACAUUGUUGUCUGCUGCACUGGCUGCUCUACCUGGCUGCCUUGGCUCUGCUGCUCCUUUCUACACUGGUUCUGGUGGGUUGGCUGCUGUGGCUCUGUGUGGUGGGGYGGCCCUCCUGGAACAAGUCUUCCCUCCAAGUGCAAAAGAUGCAAUACCCGCUGCUGGGGAGGAGGGAAUCAGUAGAAGGUCCUGUGAYCCACCUCAGCAGCUUCACUAGUCCCCCGCAGCGGCCCACUUUCUGCACCAUCAAGGAAGUGGAAUUGUACCCUGAUGUUGCGACAUCCUACACUUACUGCACUAUCAAAGACCUGGCACCGCAGCGCAAUCCUCAUGCAAGAUCCUCCUUCUGCACCACAAAGGAGCUGUGGAUCCACCAACAUCCCCUGAAUGCUACUUUCACCACUUUCUCGGGAAAGCUGUAAAUUCCAGACCUUGGCUUGCUGAGGACUCCUUCUGCUUAUAGUCUGGACAGGAGUCUGGACGUCAUCAGUGCUGCUAGAAUGAAACAGGUCGGUGACAGCUUGUGAAUGUUUCUGCAGGCUCAGAGAAAGGGACAGGGGUGAUGACACUGUCUGGCAUUCUUUUUU